Molecule: messenger RNA, 1564 nt
Organism: Trematomus bernacchii (emerald rockcod)
Lineage: Eukaryota; Metazoa; Chordata; Actinopteri; Perciformes; Nototheniidae
Product: transmembrane protein 178B
Exons: 4
Coding region: 246-1142 (298 amino acids)
Cellular component (GO): membrane
Source: RefSeq, a predicted model, not a curated record
GCCAUCCAUCCCCUCUCCUCCUGUACCAUAACAGAUGGUGGGAACAACAUUGCAUCCGCCGGGUACCACAACAAUAGACCGCAGCAUCCAGUCCGGACAACGCUGGCCUUGCACCAUCAUGCUCCUAGUGCAGGACUGCGUGAGGCUGUGAGUGCCGUCGUGAUUCAUUUCACGCGGUACCACCACCACCACGGCCACGGAGGAACCUUCUUGCGACUGUUUGGGCUCUCCAUCGAGCGGGGAAGAUGGCCGCUAUGAAAAUAUUAACAGGCACAGGGCUCUUCUUGGCUUUCUGUGCGCUCGGGCUGCUCGCCAUGGCCAUUUGCACCGAUAACUGGUACGAAACUGACGCGCGGAGACAUCGAGAGAGGUGUAAAAACUAUGCCAACAAGCGAAACGACCCGGGGUACAUCUACAUUUCCAACCACAACCUCCCCCUCCAGAUGCCUCCUAAGAGCCUGGAGAGGAAAGGUAACGGCCCAGAUGCUGGAGCUCUCAUCCGGGGGAAGCGCCACUUUCUGGCCGCAGCGUCUGCCAUGGAGUCUCACUGCAGUCGGCAGUUUAACUCCACCAUCUCCGGGCUUUGGAGGAAGUGUCACCGGGAGGGAUUCGACCUGGAGACCGAGGACCUUAUUCACAAAGGAAUAAUUCAAAGAUGUACCGCAGUCAAGUAUCACUACUCUUCGUCCAUCCUACCACGAAAUGUACCCAUCAACAUCACAAAGACCAUACGACAGGAUGAGUGGCAUGCACUCCAUCUAAGAAGAAUGACGGCGGGCUUUGUGGGAAUGGCCGUGUCCAUCAUUCUCUUUGGCUGGAUCAUCGGAGUGCUGGGAUGCUGCCAGCAGCAUGACCUCAUGCAAUAUGUAGCUGGGCUACUCUUUCUCAUGGGAGGAACAUGCUGCAUCAUCUCCUUAUGCACAUGUGUGGCAGGAAUCAACUUUGAGUUAUCCCGCUACCCCCGCUACAUGUACGGCCUGCCUGAGGACAUUAGCCAUGGCUAUGGCUGGUCCAUGUUUUGUGCCUGGGGGGGUCUGGGCCUCACAUUGCUGGCUGGCUUCCUCUGCACCUUGGCCCCUUCCCUGAGCACGCCCACUCGCACAACACCCCACAAGCCGAGGCAGGAGAAUGGAACCGUGUGACAGAGGCGUCGUGCAGCGUCUGACCCACCGAACGCACAAAACCACACCCUUCCAACCUUGAUGUUAACUCUGAGACCCUUUUUGUCUGAUCACCAUCUCACACCACCCUCGACAUUGCCAUCUCCUUUCAGUGUUCAGUGUGCCUGAGUUAUGACCGAAGGAGCAAACGAACAACAAACUUCACACACCUAAUCUUAAAAAUCCCAGAGGGACCUCCAGGAACACCAAGACUAACACCCACAGUAACGUAAGACUGGAGCAACGCUCUCUUAGCACAAAUAAGACUUUUUUUUGGUUCAGAUGAUUGACUUGCUGACUUCAUGGCAAUCUAAAGGUGACUGUUUUCCCUGAAGAAUAUUUGUCUUAAAAUGGUGCUCUCUUUAAACAUAAAGCCACAAACACUCCCAUGCAACACACACACA